This is a messenger RNA of Epinephelus lanceolatus (giant grouper), 1872 nucleotides long. RefSeq lists its product as uncharacterized. Gene Ontology annotation, biological process: regulation of transcription by RNA polymerase II. The record is from RefSeq and is a predicted model, not a curated record. NCBI's taxonomy places the organism in Eukaryota, Metazoa, Chordata, Actinopteri, Perciformes, Serranidae. Gene Ontology annotation, molecular function: DNA-binding transcription factor activity, RNA polymerase II-specific; RNA polymerase II cis-regulatory region sequence-specific DNA binding. Gene Ontology annotation, cellular component: nucleus.
GUGUGGGAAAAGAUUUAGUCAAAGUGGAGUUGUGAAGAUACACAUGAGAUGUCAUACAGGAGAGAAACCAUUUGACUGCUCUGAGUGUGGGAAAAGAUUUAGUCAGAAGGGACAUCUGAGGACUCACAUGAGAUCGCAUACUGGAGAGAAACCAUUUACUUGCUCUGAGUGUGGGAAAAGAUUUAGUCUAAGUGGAGUUCUGAGGGCACACAUGAGAUCGCAUACAGGUGAAAAACCAUUUAGUUGCUCUGAGUGUGGGAAAAGAUUUAGUCAAAGUGGAGUUGUGAAGAUACACAUGAGAUGUCAUACAGGAGAGAAACCAUUUGACUGCUCUGAGUGUGGGAAAAGAUUUGGUCAGAAGGGACAUCUGAGGACUCACAUGAGAUCUCAUACUGGAGAGAAACCAUUUAGUUGCUCUGAGUGUGGGAAAAGAUUUGGUCGCAAUGGAGAUCUGAAGAGACACAUGAGAUCUCAUACAGGAGAGAAACCAUUUAGUUGCUCUGAGUGUGGGAAAAGAUUCGGUUGCAGUGGAAAUCUGAACAAACACAUGAGAUCUCAUACAGGAGAGAAACCAUUUAAUUGUUCUUAGUGUGGGAAAUGCUUUAGUCAAAGUGGAGUUCUGAGGGUACACAUGAGAUCUCAUACAGGGGAGAAACCAUUUAGUUGCUCUGAAUGUGAGAAUAGAUUUGGUCGACAUCAUCAUCUGAUGGAACCAGGAGUUAGCAGAGAGGACUGUGGAGGACCAGAAUCAGCCAGAUACACAUUUUCAACCUGAGACUGAUGAUAAGAUGGAAGACUCUUCUAAACCUGUGACUGAUGACAGUGAUAAUAGUUGGAAGGAGACCAGAGAACCUCUGUCAGUCAGUCAUGUGACACUCAAUACUAACCAAAAACAAUUAAGUUACUCAGUGUGGGGUAAAAAGAUUUGUCUGUCAGAGAUGCUCAGUUUUUACAGUCCACAGCUCCUCUGCAUAGUCUCUCCAAUCUUUCCUUCGCUCAUCUUAUGUGCAGCAGCACUGUGCAGUCAAGGGCUGGGCCGUGGGCUGAUGCGGACAGGCACAUCAGAGGGGACGCCACUGAACAACCUUCAUGACUCAGCCUUCAUUUGGAAUUGUGUUAUCAGCUUUACACUCCCAGUUUGGACAGGCAGACAAGAGAACUGGCAUGGUUAGGUCGCUUCCAAAAGUCACACAACAACACAAACUAACUGUCCAAUCGAAGGGCAGCUGAAGACUCAUUGUGUUCUGUGAGGUAAAAUUACAGAUUCUGUCAGUGGAGUCUGGUAGCUUUUAGGAGAGCAUCAUCUAACUGUAUCGGUUUGCCAUUGUAAGGGACUGUCUGACAGCAUGGUUAGGUGUUGAAAAUACUCUUAACAAAGUGUUCAUUUACACUGGUGAUCCUUUUUUUUCAUGUGGUGAAGAAAUUUUUUGUCUCCUCUGUGUCCCCUCUCUAAAUUCAGAGGAUUUUACAGGUUCAGGAACGCAGCACAGGCGGAAGUCUUCAUGAUUUUUAAAAAGAAAUAAUUCCUUCCUCCCUACUGUAAAAGCAGCAGCAGCCAGGGGUUUAAAUAAAGACAGUACUGGUAGUGCGGUUGCACUGGAGCCUGUUGGGUGGUGGGACCUUGCAAAUGAUUCAGAUUUCCGCUUCGGAACUACAGCUGUGUUUCUAAAGAAAAAAAAAAAAAUCCCAUUACAUCAAUAAUGGUGCCAUAUGCUACAGGCUAUUUGACCUGAAACAUGCCAACACAUCUGUCAUAAUUUUCUUUUUUUCUUUUCUUUCCUUUUUGUAAAAUAGUCUAUAAUCUACAACAAAAUGAUAUGCUGAUUCUACAUGAACCCAAAAAAACAUGAAUAAACUAUAUGUAUUUAAAAA